Molecule: messenger RNA, 2988 nt
Organism: Triticum turgidum subsp. durum (durum wheat)
Lineage: Eukaryota; Viridiplantae; Streptophyta; Magnoliopsida; Poales; Poaceae
Source: the annotation of a GenBank genome assembly
AUGUGGCGGCGCGGGGCCCACUCCGACGCCGCCCACCACCUCCCCGCCGCGGGCGCUGGUGGGCCCACGUCGGCCGCCGCCGCGGGCGCCGUGCGGAGGCGGCGGCGACCCGGACUGUCGUGCCGCCCGAGCCACCUGUUCUUCGCCCUCCUCGUCGCGCUCUUCACGGCCUCCCUGCUCGUCGUCUGGCAGCUACUCCCCAUCGGCGACGGCGACGCUGCGGCGGACGGGGAGGGGGCGCCGCCGCCACCAGACGGGGGAGGGACGAUGCGGUUCUCGGCCUCCCGCAUGGUGCUGCGCGCGUUCGACACCGAGAGCCGCCUCGAGGCCGCGAGAUCCGCGCGCCGCUGGUGGCCCGGCCUCGAGCCCGUCAGGCUAGCGCUCGUUGUGGGAAGUAUGAACAUAGACGCAGAAUCCCUGAUGCUCACUACCUUGGCAAAAAGUCUUGUGGGACUCAGAUACGAGGUUGAGGUUUUAGCAUUCACGGAUGGGAAAGCUCACGAUAUUUGGAAAACUAUUUGCCAUGUAAAUGUUGUGAGCUUUGAGAAGCUGAAGUAUGUCGAUUGGUCAAAAUACAAUGCUGUGCUCGUAAGCUCUCUUGAAGGGAAAAGGGUUGUUUCAAUUCUUAUGCAGGAACCUUUUCGACUUCUACCAGUGGUUUGGCUUAUUCAUGAUGAUGCUGUUGGGCAGCACCUUAGGAAUUAUCCGGAGCCGCAUCUGUCCGUUCCAAAUCAUAUUGAAGAUUGGCGAGCUCAUUUUAAUGCAUGCACUAACGUUGUGUUUCCAGAUAGCCACCUCCCUUUAUUAUACUCUCCACUUGAUACUGGGAAUUUCUUGGUGAUUCCUGGUUCUCCGAUUGAUAUCUGGGCUGCUAAACGAUACGGCUUGUCACAUUCUCAAGGAACUAUAAGGAAUCAACAUGGAAUCAAAGAAGAAGAUAUUGUUGUUUUGGUUGUUGGGAGCUACCUGUUCUUUGAUGAAUUACCAUGGGAUUACGUAACAGUCUUGCGUGCAUCAGCUCCACAUGUCAUGGACAUGGCAAGAACUAAAAAAUUGGGAGUGCAGUUCAUCUUUUUCUGUGGAAAUGGCACUGACGCCUAUAACUCUGCUUUCCAGGAACUUGCAUCUCAUAUGGGAUUUCCUGAUGAUUCUGUAAAGCAUUUCCCCAUGACACAUGAUAUCGGAAACCUGCUAAUGUUCGUUGAUAUUGUUCUCUAUGGAUCUUUAAGACAGGAACCUGGUUUCCCUCCUUUGUUAUUGCGGUCUAUGUCCUCUGAAAUUCCAAUCAUUGCGCCAAAUCUAACUGUUAUAACAAAAUAUGUUACUGAUGGUAUUCAUGCCUUCCUUUUUAAUUCUGAUGACCCAAGCACAGCAGCUUCAGCUUUCAUGCGGAUUUUAGGAGAAAAGGGACUUUUGGACACUGCCUAUUCUGUUGCUUUGGAGGGGAAGCUACUUUCAAAAAACAUGUUAGCAUAUGAUUGUAUUGUUGCUCAUGUUAAGCUUCUUGAAAGUGUGUUGCACUAUCCUUCAGAUGCAAGAUUACCACUUUCCUUCUCUCAAGUUAAAGAGAGGACAUGGUUAUGGGAUCCUUUCGAGUCGAAAGCUGCACUGGGCAAUAGUUCUUCAGAAGAUGAAAGACAUAUCCACACAAGAAUUGCUGGUAUUCUCUUAGGGGAAUCCGCUCAAAGUAAUUGGACAAUCGAUUCUGAUAGCAAUGAUACUUCUUCAUAUGACUACCCUAGCCAGUCUGAUUGGGAUGAUCUAAGUGAAGUUGAAAUCUUUGAAGACAUUGAGAUGAGAGAAAUGGAGGAGAUUGAUGAAAGGGUGGAAAAACCUCUGUUAACAUGGGAUGUGGUGUACAGAAAUGCCCGAAAAUCGGAAAGGAUGAAGCCUGAAGGAAAUGAACGUGAUGAAGGUGAACUGGAAAGAACCGGGCAGCCCAUCUGUAUAUAUGAGAUUUACCGUGGAGAGGGCGCAUGGCCAUUUUUACACCAUGGUUCUUUAUAUCGUGGCAUUACUCUUUCAAAAGGAGGCAGGAGACCCAGAUCAGAUGAUGUUGAUGCUGUUAUGCGGCUUUCGGUUCUAGACGAUGCGUACUAUCGUGAUCUUCUUUGUGAAUUUGGUGCUAUGUUUGCCAUUGCGAACAGAAUUGAUACUGUACAUAAGUUACCGUGGAUAGGUUUCCAGUCAUGGCGAGCUGCUGGAAGGAAGGUUUCCUUGUCUGAAAGUGCUGAAGAAACCUUAGAGAAAACUAUGGCUGGGGAAAAUCAUGAGGAUGUUAUAUACUACUGGGUGCCAAUGUAUACUGAUCAAACAUCCAACUUUUGGUCAACGUGUGAUUGCCUAAAUGCUGGUCAUUGCAGAACUCUUUUUGAGGACGCAUUUAGGAAUAUGUACGGAUUACCAGAGGGCGUUGCAGCCCUGCCGCCAAUGCCUAAUGAUGGCGAUUAUUGGUCUACUCUUCAUAGUUGGGUAAUGCCCACCCCGUCAUUUUUAAAGUUCAUCAUGUUCACGAGGAUGUUUGUUGAUUCGCUUCAUAGCUUGAAUGGAAACAAUACCGAGCCAGCUUCAUGCUUGCUUGGAGCAUCACAACCUGAGAAAAGGCACUGCUAUUGUCGAAUCCUGGAAAUCCUUGUAAAUAUCUGGGCUUAUCACAGUGGAAGGAAGAUGGUGUACCUUAACCCUGUCAGUGGAGAGAGCAAAGAGCAGCAUCUGCGCGAGGAAAGAAACGAGAUGUGGGUGAAGUUCUUCGAUUUCACCCUCCUGAAAAGCAUGGACGAGGAUCUAGCAGAGGAAGCGGAUGACGGCAUGCGCCCCGGGAAGGACCAAUGGCUGUGGCCGUUAACUGGCCAAGUGUUCUGGCCGGGAAUUGCCGACCGUGAAAGGGAAGAGAAAUACAUUAAGAAACUGGACAAGAAGCUCAAGAGCAAGGUGAAGUUGCUAGAGAGGCAGAAGUUGGGUUACAAACAAAAGCCGCUGGGACAAUAA